Messenger RNA from Misgurnus anguillicaudatus (oriental weatherfish), 3468 nucleotides. NCBI's taxonomy places the organism in Eukaryota, Metazoa, Chordata, Actinopteri, Cypriniformes, Cobitidae. The record is from RefSeq and is a predicted model, not a curated record.
AAUGGUUGUUACGUGCAUCGUAAAGGGUUGUGAUAAUAAGCCGAAUGUACAUAGUGACGUUAUGUUUCAUAGAUUUCCAACUUCCCCCAAUCGGCGAAAAGCUUGGUUAUCUGCUUUAAACAUGGAUACAACGACACCGUGGCGGAUUUUGAAGAAGUGUCGUGUUUGCUCCGAUCAUUUCAUACCGGAUGACUAUUCCGACACAGGAUUUUGCAUAAAGGAUACUGCCUAUCCGACAAUACUUCAAUCACGAACACAACAAAGUGGAUCAUCACCGAACACUGUAAGUAUCCUUUUGCAUUGUAUUUGGUUGUCCUUGAAGUGGCAGUAACCUUUACUAAUCAAACUUUAGUGUAGUUCAAACUGGUAGUGUGCUUCAGAGACAGGCAAUAAGGAGUUUUUGACUGUUUGAUAUGCAUGAGCACUGAGCUCAGAAAUAAAAAUGAAGUAUAAGCCUAAACGCGUAUAAGGCCGUCGUGUAAAAUUAUUGUGUCACCAAGUCAGGGGAAGUUGCAAUUUUUCAUUGUCAACCAACGAAGUUGCUAAAAGGUUAGCAACGAUGCUUUUGGGAGACGCAUCCCUGAUUCUCUGUAUCAUGAGACUCCAAAGUUAUGUGUACCAUAAUAAUAAUACCUAGACUAAUUGCAGUGGGAGGUGUAUUUUUGUCUCCAGUUGUUAGAAUCUAAAUAUUAUUUCCCCACACCCCACAUUUAUAUAUUUGAUAUAUUUUCAUAUAUCCCUCUAUAUUCUUUAUUGUUAUCCUUGUUUGAUCAAUGAAGCAAUGAUAAACUUUCAUGAGUCUUAGCUUGCAUAUGCCAAGACUGGAAAGGUAUUAUGAAAUAUCCUUUUAGCCCUUCUGCAGAGCGUUUGUGGUUAGGUCAUUGAGUUAUCUAAGGACAUGUUCUAAGUGUCAUUUCCCUAGAACUAAAAUGUGCACCCAUAUAACUGUAUAGAAAUAAAUACCAGUGUGCAGAGUUAUUGAUCACGUGAUUAUUUUCCCUGACGGAUUUACUCAAUGUGCUGAUCACAAGAUAUGUUCCAGAAUCUGAAUAAUGUAUAGAAAAAUGUGUUUUAUAAAUUAUGGUAGUUUUUUCAUAAUAAUAUUAUUGAGAUUGUAACUUCUGUCAUAAUUGUGUCAAUUAUUUUUACAGGCAGAGUUGAGUGACGUGCAUGAAGAUAUGCCAGAAUAAGAAGAAAUCUUUUUUGCUGGUGUACCUCAUUCAACCCCCCAGAAGCACAAAGCUGAAGCGUCUACUGCGUCAUUCCAAGUGCCCUUGUCUGUACAGCUAACCAGUCCUUCACGUUCAAGUAAACCAGCGGUUGCACUGGCUCCCACAUGGACAAAGCAAUUGUACCCACGUUCAUGUGUAUCUUCAUCCACAAUCAUGUCCAGGUCUACUUAAAGAAAAAAUAUUGUAUUUGAGGAAACACACCACAUUGAAGCUACUGGCAUGGAUACAAGUGCAACAUCAGUGUUUGAUGUUAGCAUGACCUCGGAGCCUGCUGUUGAUCCCACAGACACCAGUUUUGUGCCAUUUUCAAGCCCCUCCACCACCACCACAGGAAGUUCCUCAAGCCUCUCUGGACAACCCAGUGGAUGGAAGGAGAGGAGGUGGAUUGUUAAUGAGUCCAAACUCAUGGAACUCUUUCAGAAAUGUACAACCUGUGGUGCUCCGAUGUGUGACCUAAACCAGACAAUUUCACAUUUCGGCAGUAGAAUAAAUAUAAAUUGGCAAUGUAGCAAUGGUCAUAUAGGACAAUGGGAAUCAUGUCCCAAUAUACGUGGAAUGGGGGAAAAUAAUCUUCUCACAGCAGCUGCCACUCUCUUUACUGGAUCAACAUACACAGACAUAGCUGACUGGGCUGGGCUUUUAAACCUGCAGUUGCCCAAGCAUGCAAAUUUCCACAACUUACAAGCAAGCUAUCUGUUCCCAGUGAUUGAGGAAGCAUACACACAACAGGAGAACAUAAUCAAAGCAAAAUUAAUUUGCCAAACUGAAGACGGUGAAGGAGUGCAGCUAUGUGGAGAUGGCAGAAGUGACAGCCCCGGAUACUCCAGCAAAUACAACACGUAUUCUUUCAUGGACGAAUCCAAUAAACAGAUUGUGGCGUUUGAGCUGAUGCAGGUUUCCCAGGCCUCCAGUUCUGUCGCAAUGGAACCAUUGGCCUUCAAGAAAGGCCUGGAGAAGAUCCUGGAUGAGGGCAUCGAUGUAAAAGUGGUCACCACAGACAGGCAUCCAUCCAUAAGAAAAAUAAUGAGAGAAGAAUAUCCACAAAUCAUUCAUCAAUUUGAUCCGUGGCAUGUCGCCAAAGGAUUAAAAAAAAAAUUGGUUGCAGCAUCCAACAGAAAGGAGAACAAGGAUCUUGCUACUUGGGUCAGGAGUGUAAGUAACCACAUGUGGUGGAGCUGUUGCACCUCCAAAGGAGAUCCAAAGGAGCUGCUCAGACUAUGGAUGUCUCUCCAACACCACGUCACUGGGGUCCAUCACUGGGAAGAAAAUGGAACGGAAUACAGAUGUUUCCAUAAUGACUUGUCAGCAGAGGAACAAAGAACGAAGAGGUGGCUAAAAGUGAAUUCCCCUGCCUUCAAAGCUCUUCAAGCAAUGAUUAUGGACAAGCGUCUUCUAAAAGACCUACAACAGAUGACACUGUUCAAACACACCGGCCAAAAAAGACACAAUGUUGUCUUUCAAAAGCAGUCGAAGCAGUGGAUUGCUAAACCAAUCUAUGUAAAGACGACUCAAAAAUUCAGAGAUGACCUCAUAGACAGAGUGAUCCAAAGAAGACUUCAGAAGAGUCAGAGAUUCAUCAGCCCAUAUCAAAGUACCUCGCCUAGCUGCCAACAUUGCAUUGCUACCAAAGCCCAGCAAAGAGGAGGUCAUACAAUCACACACAUCAAGAUUCAAAGGUCCAUCGGCGACAUUGUAACCCUAGUUUACAGCUGACAUGAAAGGUAACCUGUGCCAUUGAAAAACCACAGGAGGGGACUUAUACUGACAUAGUAAGUGUAGAAGGCACAUGUGAGUUAUUGUACUAUUAUUAAGGACAUUUUUUUGGUUUUUAUAUUGUGUUUUUUUUUUUACAUUUUUCCAACUACGUGACUUUGAAGUACACUUACAAAACACAUUUUUCCCUGGAGAACACAUCGUCUAUCGUAUGGUAAUAAUUUUAUUUGAAAAAAGUUGUCAGUUAGUGCAGCAAUUUCAAAACUGUCUUAUUGAUAUAUUGUGAAAUAAAUAACAUUUUACCCACUUUGUGACUUAACUGAUGUUUGAAUAAAUUUGACCAAAAAUAUUUUGCACGGACAACACAUGGUCUAUUAUGUUUACUAUGACUUUUUAAUUUUUAUUAUUCCCAACUAUUGCAAUAAUAUGAAGGUUAUUUUUAUUAUUUAUAUAUUGUGAAUUAAAUUGUAUUCUCUUUUUUUUUUAAAUUAACUUACAUUUGAUUACAUUUACAAAAAAACAA